Solea senegalensis (Senegalese sole) is the source of this 2599-nucleotide messenger RNA. RefSeq names its product CXXC finger protein 1b (gene cxxc1b). NCBI's taxonomy places the organism in Eukaryota, Metazoa, Chordata, Actinopteri, Pleuronectiformes, Soleidae. Gene Ontology annotation, cellular component: Set1C/COMPASS complex. Gene Ontology annotation, molecular function: zinc ion binding; DNA binding. Gene Ontology annotation, biological process: positive regulation of DNA-templated transcription. The record is from RefSeq and is a predicted model, not a curated record. The coding region runs from base 160 to 1869 and encodes 569 amino acids. The transcript has 14 exons.
UCAUCCGAUUGCGAGCGAACGACGCUACAUCCGGUGUUAGUGUUAGCUUAACGCUAUCGGUGGAGCUUUCUCUGUUUUUAGUCUCGUUUGUUGCCUGCAUUUGCUCACAGUUUUUUCACUGUAUUUGUACACAGACAAAGGACUGUGUGAUAUCAUACAAUGGACAGUGACAUGUCUGACAUGGAGCCUGUACCACGACCUGGAAGCAGCAGUGUUGAGGGGGAGAAUUCACCUGUUUACUGUAUAUGCCGCAAACCAGACAUCAACUGCUUCAUGAUUGGCUGUGAUAACUGCAAUGAAUGGUUCCAUGGCCACUGCAUUAACAUCACUGAGAAGUCCGCCAAAGCAAUCCGGGAAUGGUACUGCAUGAAGUGCAGAGGUGGAAACCCCUCACUGGAAAUUAAGUACAGAUUGAAGAAAAGCAGAGAUAAGGAAUCUGAAUCUGACAGAGGUGAAAGAAAUUACAGCACACCAAGUACCCCAGACUAUAAGAGUGAGAGGAGACGAGGAUCAAAAGUGAAGCGUUCAGUUCGAAUGUGUGGUGAAUGCGAGCCCUGCAGACGGACUGAGGACUGUGCCCAGUGCGACUUCUGUAAGGACAUGAAGAAGUUUGGAGGUCCAAACAAAAUCAGACAGAAGUGCAGGUUCAGGCAGUGUGAGGUUCGAGCGAGGAAAAUGCUGCGCGUAAAGGAGGAGGAAAUGUCUUUGCGUGAAAGGAGAGACAAUUCCUACCACAGACGGAGACGCUACUCUGAUGACUAUGACAGUGAGGCCGAGCUGUACAAGCAGUACAAAUCAGCAGGACUCGACAAUGUGGCGUGGGCCAGUGAUGACGAUGAUGAGCUGCAGUUUAGCCCUGUCAUACGUAAGAAAGCAGUAAAGGUGAAGCACGUCAAGAGACGAGAAAAGAAGUUUGACAAGAAAAAGGAGUCCCGCCGCCACAAACAGAAGCAGAAGCACAAAGACAGAACCAGACACAGUGAGAGGGGGGAUCUGCGAGAUAGUGCAGGGCAGCGUCAGUGUCUGGGACCCAGCUGUGUGGAGGCAGCAAGACCCAGCUCCAAAUACUGCUCUGAAGACUGUGGCAUGAAAUUAGCUGCCAACCGGAUCUAUGAGAUCCUACCCCAGCGUAUCCAGCAGUGGCAGCAGAGUCCCUGCAUUGCUGAGGAGCAUGGUAAGAAGCAGCUGGAGCGUAUCCGCCGUGAGCAGCAAAACGCCCGGCUGCGCCUAACCGAAAUGGAGCGCCGCUUCCACGAACUGGAGGGCAUCAUCGCCAAGGCCAAACAGCAAGUGGUUCAGCAGGAUGAGGAGGUGAACGAAGGGGAUAGCGAGGACACAGAUCUUCAGAUAUUCUGUGUGUCGUGUAGUCAUCCCGUUAAUCCUAAAGUGGCUCUGAAACAUAUGGAGAGAUGUUACGCAAAGUAUGAAAGUCAGACCUCCUUUGGUUCCAUGUACCCUACAAGAAUAGAAGGGGCCACCAGACUCUUCUGUGAUGUGUACAAUCCCCAGAGCAAAACAUAUUGUAAGAGGCUCCAGGUUUUGUGUCCAGAACAUUCCAGAGAUCCCAAGGUCCCGGUAGAUGAGGUGUGUGGAUGUCCUCUGGUGAAGAAUGUGUUUGAACUUACGGGAGAAUACUGCAGGGUCGCCAAACGGAAAUGCAACAGACAUUACAACUGGGAAAAGCUUAGAAGAGCAGAGGUCGAUCUGGAGCGAGUCAGAGUGUGGUACAAGUUAGAUGAGCUCUUUGAACAGGAGCGAAAUGUCAGGACUGCUAUGACCAACAGAGCCGGUCUGCUCGCUCUAAUGUUGCAUCAGACUAUUCAGCACGACCCCGUGACCACGGAUCUCCGUUGCAACAAGGAUAGGUAGCUACAAGAUCUGUGGAGCACUGUACAUAAUAUAAUUAGAUUACUAUUUUAAAAUCUUGCUAUGUUAAAUUGGUAAAUGGUUCUAUUUUAUUGACUGAUAAACUACUACUGAUUUAAAAACUGUGUCAUGAAUACUCUGCAUAAACACCUUAGACUUCAGUUGUAUGUAUGUUUUGUGUUAUUAAUGUACUUGUUAUUUACUCAUUUAAGGGCUGCAACAAUUAAUCAUCAAAUGUUCUGAUAAUCAGUUAACUGAUUUGAGUAUUUCUUUUUUUCCUCAAUGACAUUACACUGAAUAUCUUCUGUAGACAUUUGACACCAUUAAUCAUCAUGUUUUGCUUAACAUUAAUUAAAUGACGACUGAUCAUCAUUUGCACCCCUUGCUAAUCUCAAAAAUGUGUAUUAUCUGUGGGCCAACACAAGCUGAGAUUGUUGAAUUGUGAAUGUUGAAUAUUGAAUGUGAGAAGUCACAUUUUAUUCACAAUAUUUUCAUUGGGAUAUGAAUCUGAGGUAUAUCCUGUUAAACAAGAGAGACUUGCAUGGACUGAAUACUGUGUGUGUAUGACAAUAUAUGGUACUGUGCAAAAGUCUCAGGGCACCAUCAUGUCCGUCUACUUCCAUGAUCAUUGACAGUUGGAUUGGAAUGAAAGUUGGUCUUGUACAUCAGCAAACUGUCAAUUUGUGAGUUAAACUCACAUGUGUAUGUUUUGAAAUAAACCUGGUGUCAUAGA